Molecule: messenger RNA, 1451 nt
Organism: Daucus carota subsp. sativus
Lineage: Eukaryota; Viridiplantae; Streptophyta; Magnoliopsida; Apiales; Apiaceae
Product: persulfide dioxygenase ETHE1 homolog, mitochondrial
Exons: 9
Coding region: 240-1127 (295 amino acids)
Biological process (GO): glutathione metabolic process; hydrogen sulfide metabolic process
Cellular component (GO): mitochondrion
Molecular function (GO): sulfur dioxygenase activity
Source: RefSeq, a predicted model, not a curated record
GCCCGUUGGAGAUGAGAGUCCAAGAAGAUGACGCAAUCCUGGUUAUUCUAUGCAGCACUCUCCGUCUCGUUCACUUUAUUAUACACACAUGCCCAUUGUUUCACACUUCCCACUGUAAACACUUUUCUAUAUUAUCAUCAUUCUCAUGAAUGACGAACUCAUCAAUGCCCAUCGUAUCAUUAUUCCAUUGAUUUCAUCUACUACCACUCCUUUUCUUUUUAUUUAACCAUUACACACAAAUGCUUAGAUCACUAUUUUUCAACCCCGUCUCAAGCUUUUCCUCUGUAUCUCAAUUGGGUUUCUCAAGAUUCUUGAUUUUCAACGAGAUUACUGCGAGGAAAUCAAGAAUGGGGACUUCUUGUUACACGACGUCGUCUGGGCAGACAGCGAGGCUGCUGUUUAGGCAGCUGUUUGAGAAGGAGUCGUCGACUUAUACUUACCUUCUUGCUGAUGCUUCUCACCCCCAAAAGCCUGCUGUGUUGAUUGAUCCAGUAGACAAGACAGUUGAAAGAGAUCUUGCGCUUAUUAAAGAUUUAGGUCUCAAUCUUAUUUAUGCUAUGAAUACUCAUGUACAUGCUGAUCAUGUUACUGGUACUGGCUUAAUUAAGACUAAGGUGCCUGAUGUGAAAUCUGUUAUUUCUAGAGCAAGCAAUGGUAAAGCUGAUUGUUUGGUUGAACCCGGUGACAAAAUCAUUUUUGGGGAUUUAUUCUUGGAGGUUCGUAGUACUCCAGGUCAUACAUUAGGCUGUGUUACAUACGUCACUGGUGAUGGACCUAAUCAGCCUCAACCAAGGAUGGCUUUCACAGGUGAUGCUCUGUUGAUUCGCGGAUGUGGAAGAACUGAUUUUCAGGGGGGAAGUUCAGUACAGCUGUAUAAGUCGGUGCAUUCCCAGAUUUUUACAUUGCCCAAAGAUACAUUGGUGUGUCCUGCUCAUGACUACAAAGGGUUUACUGUAAGUACUGUGGGAGAGGAGAUGCAAUAUAAUGCUCGUUUGACGAAAGAUGAGGAAACUUUCAAGAAGAUCAUGGAGAACUUGAACUUACCCUAUCCAAAGAUGAUUGACAUAGCUGUGCCCGCAAAUAUGGUUUGUGGAUUGCAAGAUCCGAGUGUUAGUGCUAGCAUCUGAGUUUCCACUUUCCAGCCAACUCAUUGCACUUGAUGAGCUUGAUAAUUUCAUCCGACGUGACUGGCACUAAGCUAAUGUACAAAAGGCCGCGUCAUCUCCCUGACAAGUAUAAAACUCCACGAAUAUAGUAUUUCUGGUAAAAAUGAUUAAUAAACCGCACACAAGCUGUGCAUGUGUUCAAUAGAUUGUGCAACUGGUACUGAUACUGAUUAUGUGAACGGCUUAAAUCAAUAUCUAUUCGUGUAAUGGUUUUUGUUUGAUCAAUAAUGGUUGAUCUUCGAUGUACAAGUGAUCAAGGAGUAUAUGUACAUUAUUGUUCAUGGA